AACGAAUUUAUCUAUCAUGUCGAAUUCCAACAAUAGUAAUAGUAAUUCACAGCCUUCUUAUGAAGUACCUCAUUCCGAACAAGCCUGUGGUUUAUUUGCCAGAAAUGAUUUAAAGUAUAUGCCUAAUUUAGGCAAUACUCAUUUAGUCUCAAGAAAAUUGCCAUUCAAGUACGUUCGAGAUACCAAUUUUAAUUCACCAUCAUUUGCGCAAAGGCAAUUAUCAAAUUUUCAACAGGCUCAACCACAAAUUGAUGAUUCAGGCAUCAAAGAUGAUGAAGAACAGAAUUAUUACAAGCAUAAACAAGAAAUAGAUAUGAUCAUUGGUGAAUUGCUUGAACUGUUGAAUAAGAAGAGAAUAGAAGUUUUACAUGAAUUGAAAUAUUACUCAGGUCCGAUAACUUCUGAUAUUGAAGAAUCAAUUAUUAAGGUUGAUAUGAGUCAUCAAUACAUGAUAGAACAUUUGAAAUAUAAUGAGGAUUUUAAUAAAUCCAUUAUAUUGUUAGAUGCUAAAGCUGGAAAAGUCAUAAGCGCAGUUUCAGAUCAUAGGAAAGAACUAAUAUUCUUAAGUUACUUGUUAAACCGUCCACAAACAAGACUAGAGCAUGAGUUUGGUAAUAAUUGCAACAAUCUCUCCUACAUGGACCUGGGGAAUGAGGUGCAUUUAACUAAACGUCUGGAUCACAGUGAUAUUGAAAAAGAACAAAAACAAGAACAUUUUAAUUUACAAAGAGACGUUAGGGUCAAUGAUUUACACUCUACUGUUUCUGAUUUACUGGAUGAAAUAAAGUAUUCAGAGCAUAUUGGAUUUGAGGAAGAACAAAAGAAUCAAUCACGUAUUGAAGAGGGUACAGAUGUUCAAGAAGGCCAAAAGACUGAUAAUAAGAGUGAGGAUGAAUGGACUGAUUGUGAGGAUGAGUAUGAUAGUGAGCAUGAUAGUGAGCAUGAAAGUCAGCUUGCACUUUCUGAUUUAUUUGAUGAAAGACGGGACUUAGAGAAUAUUGAAGAACAAGAGUAUACUGAUUAUCAAACAUUUGAUGAUGAUGAUGACACAUUUGUUGAAGAGGAAGAAUGGACUGACUACGAGAGUGAAUAUUCAGAUCAUAUUAGAUUAGAGGAAGAACAGGAUUAUAGUGAUGAAGGACUUCUUGAUGAUCAAACACUUGUUGAAGACGAAUGGAGUGCCUACAAUAGUGAAGAUAAUAGUGACUACAAUAGUGAAGAUCGUAGUGAAUAUAAUAGUGACUACAAUAGUGAAUAUAAUAGUGAAUAUAAUAGUGAAUAUAAUAGUGAAUAUGAUAGUGAAUAUGAUAGUGAGUAUUAUAGUGAAUUUGACAGUGAGUAUUCUAGUGGAUUUGACAAUUUCUUUGGUCCUUAUUUUGAUAGUGAAGAUAGUGAAGAUAAUGAAGAUAGUGACUACAGAGAAUCUGAUUCUGAUAUACGAGAAUCUGAUAGUGAGGCUUUUCAUGGUGAGGCUCCCAGUGAGGCUCCCGACGCAGACAAAGCAAAGAAAUGCAAGAAAGAAAAAAUAUCAACUUCUUUGCUGCUUAAUGAUAAUAUUCCAUAUCAAUACUAUCAAUACUUGUUGGCUAUAUUAUUCAUUCUUAGUUUCGUAUACUGUAUACUAUUUACUCUCGAACAUUACGUGUAUCCAUUGUUUAUUAAUUAUAUUCUUUCUCCAUAA
Scheffersomyces amazonensis is the source of this 1681-nucleotide messenger RNA. RefSeq lists its product as uncharacterized. The coding region runs from base 17 to 1681 and encodes 554 amino acids. The record is from RefSeq and is a predicted model, not a curated record. NCBI's taxonomy places the organism in Eukaryota, Fungi, Ascomycota, Pichiomycetes, Serinales, Debaryomycetaceae. The transcript has a single exon.